This is a messenger RNA of Lizanozyma spartinae, 663 nucleotides long. RefSeq lists its product as uncharacterized. The record is from RefSeq and is a predicted model, not a curated record. The transcript is spliced from 2 exons. Lineage: Eukaryota; Fungi; Ascomycota; Pichiomycetes; Serinales; Debaryomycetaceae. Bases 1 to 663 code for a protein of 220 amino acids. Gene Ontology annotation, molecular function: protein binding.
AUGAUUAUAGCCAAUGGCAACGCAGAUCUUUUUCAGGAAGACGAAGAUGGUAGAACCUCAUUACACUGGGCAUGUAGUACACAGAAUUCUCAAGUUAUCAAGGCAUUAACACCACAAUUCCGGGUUCAUUUUGAUGAAUCAGCAAGUGAGAUCUUGGAUAUUUCCGAUUGGCUGCCUCUUCACAUCUUAGCAAGUGUUGGCAACCUAGUUUUGUUGGAGUAUUUACUACAACAGUUUCCAAGUAGUAAUAUUAAUGCGGGUACUAAUACUGGCACCACCGUACUACAAUUGGCAAUAUCUAAAAGAUGUAUACAACUUGCCAAAUGGCUUUUGACAGUCGGCAAGUCAAGUUAUGGACUUCGAGCUGGAGCCAAAGAUAAGCGAGGCUUAAAUGCGUUGCAUCGUGCCGCUAGUGUUGGAUCCGUUGAAUUAGUUGAAUUGCUUGUUAACGAGGGGAAAGUGAAUGUUAAUUCUACGGACGGUUUAGGGUGGACAAGCUUACAUCAUGCCAUGAGUGAGGAACAUGUCACUGUUGCCGAGAAGUUACUAGACUUAGGAGCAGAUUGGGAGGCUGUGACAUCCGAAGGGGAAAGUGUCACUUCAGUGUGUUUGAAUAAAAAGGUUGUUGAAGAAGUUGAAAAGCAUAAGAAUAAAUUGAAUUAG